Suricata suricatta (meerkat) is the source of this 4798-nucleotide messenger RNA. RefSeq names its product NFKB inhibitor zeta (gene NFKBIZ). Gene Ontology annotation, biological process: regulation of gene expression. The transcript has 13 exons. Gene Ontology annotation, cellular component: nucleus. NCBI's taxonomy places the organism in Eukaryota, Metazoa, Chordata, Mammalia, Carnivora, Herpestidae. The record is from RefSeq and is a predicted model, not a curated record. Gene Ontology annotation, molecular function: DNA binding; POU domain binding. The coding region runs from base 1574 to 3439 and encodes 621 amino acids.
CUGAAGCAGGCUCCAACUAGAAAUUCCACUUUAAGUGUAUUCAUUCUCUUGUGUUAAGCAUUAUUCUCUUCAGGGUUUAUGUCUAGAGUGCAGUUCUCAGUAUCCUUAGAAUGUCUGACUUUUCAAUGUGCACUAAAUUGGACUUCGAAGGUGUUCUUUUUCUCUUUGAAAGUGAGACCACAGCCCCCAGGAAUUCUGGGAACCUUGCAGGGGUGGGUGGGAUGGAAGAUAAGAGAGUUGCUGUAGGCAUAAGUUUAUUGGACACAAAAGGUAGAAAAGCACAAAGUGAACUUCAUCAAGUGCAGUCUAACCUGUCUCUUGAAAGUGCAUUUACAUUUUAACUGUUUUUAAAAAUGUGAAUUUAAGUAUAAUACUCUGCUUUAUAGUAUUCGACUUUAAAUGAGAAGAAGACUUCUUUUAAGAAGGACCUUCUGUUAAAGAUUUAAGGACCUUCUUGUGUUUAGCUCCAGAUGCUGAUUCCUAUUGGAGAAUCAGACCUUUCCUGUCUAAAUAUAAAGCUGGAUUGUAACACUGCUGGGGGAAAGGGCAGCAAGCAGUACAGGGAGAACAGCUGUGAAGUGUCCCAAAAGGAAAAGGAGUCACAGUGAAACCAAAUGUCAUAGGCAAAAUCCUUUAAGUGUUGUGCAAUAGUUCAUUCUCUGUUCAACCCACUCUAUCCCCUGCCCCUGCCCCGGUGAAAAUAACGUGAUCUUCUCGUUACAGAUCCACUGCUUUGUCCUUUGUCUUUGAAGGCACGGGAUCGCGAUACUACUUUCUGAUUGUCAUAUUUUGAAGAGCAGUGUCGUAAAAAGUAUCUACCUGCUCCCAAUCUCUCCCCUGCUUCCCCGCUCCCCCCCCCCCAUCUUGAAGCCUUAUAGAAAAAGCUAAAUAAGAAGAGGUGAAUCAAAUGAAGGGGCAACGUUAAUGCCCGGCGUGGAUUCAUUGAGACUUUAAAAAGACAUCUCUAAAAAAACCUGUUUUGUUUUUAUGUUUGCUUCUGAUUCCUCUGUGGAAUCCAGUCCAGCUCUUGGAGCCGGCCCUCUCGGGGAAUGUCCGGGACUCGGGUUGGUACCUUUUUGGCUUGGGAAUUUCCAGUAUGCAGAAAAAAAUCCACAAACCUAGUGCUCGUUGCCCCCUCCCCGCCUCCUCAGCCCCUCCUCUGUGCCCACGCAACCUCUUUCGAACGACAGGCUGUAUUCUGUAUUUUAGAAGAAAGGUCCUUAGCUUCCCCCGCCCCCAUUUAGAGCGGUGAAGAGAAAGCGGACGCUAUAAAGGGGGACAGGGAGAGGGGCUGGCCUCUUCUUGCCAUGAGGUCAGACGCUGAGUUUUAGAGAAAAAGGCUGCUUAACUGCUGCUGCUUAUCAUGUAACCUCAAAAGGAAACUGAUCAUCUCUAUCAUGCUCUCACGUACUUGGGUUAUUAUCGCUGAUUACAGCUGGAAACAAUUGAUUUGCCUUUACGUAUUUCUAUGACUUGGCUCUUCAAAUACAAAGGUUAACGGGAAGAUCGGGAGGCUGAACUUUACCUUUUGGCUUUCUUGGCCUGAUGCUGAACGCCUGAGGUUGAACCCCAUAUGGGGGUUGGAAGGCAGCAGAGAGGACCCUUUCAAGGUGUUCGUGUGAAGAACUCCGUGAAGGAGCUCCUGUUGCAUAUCCGAAGUCAUAAACAGAAGGCUUCCGGCCAAGCUGUGGACGAUUUUAAGACACAAAGUGUGAACAGAGAGCAAUUCACAGAGUUGAAGAACACACUAUCAUACAGUGGGAAAAGGAAAGGACCUGAUUCAUUGUCUGAUGGACCAGCUUGCAAAAGGCCAGCUUUAUUACAUACCCAGUUUUUGACACCACCUCAAACACCAACACCCGCAGAGAGCAUGGAAGAUGCUCAUCACAGUGAAUCCAAACAGGACAGCAGUGCCGAUCUGCUUCAGAACAUAAUCAACAUUAAGAAUGAAUGCAGCCCGAUUUCCCUGAAUACUGUCCAAGUUAGCUGGAUGAGCCCUGCGGCGGUCCCCCAGGGCUCUCCCCAAGAGCAGUGUCAGGACUUCCACAGAGGGCAGGUCUUCUCUCCCCCCGAGAAGUACCAGCCUUUCCAAGUCCGCGGCUCCCCGCACCUGAUGGACCAGGCGUCCCUGUACCAGUAUUCUCCGCAGAGCCAGAACUUGCAGCCGCCGCCUCCACCACAGCACUACACCCACAACCCAGCCCUGGAAUACAGUCCUUAUUCCAGAACGGCCCAGUCCCCCAACUACGAACCAAACCUCUUUGAGGAUCAAAAUCCACAGUUCUGCCCAGAUCAAAGUUUUGCAUCCCUUCUGAAUAGUCAGGAAUCUGAGAACAUUGCUGUUCCCAUUCAGAAUUCCCCUGGUGUUCAGCAGCAGAAUGAUGCCCACCUGCAGAACUUCAACAUGAUGCCACACGGCGCCUGUGAGGCCAUGGUGGGGCAUGAGGCAGGCUCUACGCCUUUAGGCACUUCGCUGCCAUUCCAGAACAUCAUCGUAAAUCCAAUGAACACCACACAGUUAGGGAAGUCAUUUUUCCAGUGGCAAGUAGAACAGGAAGAAAGCAAAUUGGCAAAUAUCUCUCAAGAUCAGUUUCUUUCAAAGGAUGCCGAUGGUGACACGUUCCUCCAUAUUGCCGUUGCCCAGGGGAGAAGGGCACUUUCCUAUGUCCUUGCAAGAAAGAUGAAUGCACUUCACAUGUUGGAUAUUAAAGAGCACAAUGGACAGAGUGCCUUUCAGGUGGCAGUGGCCGCCAAUCAGCAUCUCAUUGUGCAGGAUCUGGUGAACCUUGGGGCCCAGGUGAACACCACCGACUGCUGGGGAAGAACCCCUCUGCAUGUCUGUGCUGAGAAAGGUCACUCGCAGGUGCUUCAGGCAAUUCAGAAGGGAGCCGUGAAGAGCAAUCAGUUUUUGGAUCUUGAGGCAACUAACUAUGAUGGCCUGACUCCUCUACACUGUGCGGUCGUGGCCCACAAUGCAGUGGUGCACGAGCUGCAGAGAAAUCAGCAGCCCCAUUCACCUGAAGCUCAGGAGCUUUUGCUGAAGAAUAAGAGUCUGGUUGACACCAUUAAAUGUCUGAUUCAAAUGGGAGCAGCAGUAGAAGCUAAGGAUCGUAAAAGUGGUCGCACAGCCUUGCAUUUGGCAGCUGAAGAAGCAAACCUGGAACUCAUUCGCCUUUUUCUGGAGCUCCCCAGUUGCCUGUCUUUUGUAAAUGCAAAGGCUUACAAUGGAAACACCGCCCUCCACGUUGCUGCCAGCCUUCAGUAUCGGGUGACACAGUUGGAUGCAGUCCGUCUGUUGAUGAGGAAGGGAGCAGACCCAAGUACUCGGAACUUGGAGAACGAACAGCCAGUGCAUUUGGUUCCUGAUGGCCCUGUGGGGGAACAGAUCCGACGCAUCCUGAAGGGAAAGUCCAUUCAGCAGAGAGCUCCACCGUAUUAGCUCCACUGACUUGGAGCCUCGUCGGCAACACUCACUGUCAGUUAGGCAGUCCUAAUGUAUCUGUACAUAGACCAUUUGCCCUGUACUGGCAAAUGUAAGUUGUUUCUAUGAAACAAACAUAUUUAGUUCACUAUUAUAUAGUGGGUUAUAUUAAAGGAAAAGAAGAAAAAUAUCUAAUUCCUUUUGGCAGAUUUUAAUAUUUCAUACCCAGGUAUCUGGGAUCUACACAUCUGAAUUUAAUCUUAAAUGGUAAAAUUGACUUCAAUUAACAGUAGCUUUUGGGUAGGACAAGGCUUUGAUUUGUGGCGCAAGGCAUUGCUCGGGUAGCUAUUGCCAAUUUAAAAGUAGGUAAAUUAUAAAUGUUUUUUUAAGAAAAAUGAAAGCAUUUGAAAGAGAAAAAACAAAUCUGUAGUGUUGAGGCUUCAUUUGGCCUGACGCAGUACCUGAUAGCUGUUACCGGUGUUGGAAGGUGUCGAGGUGCUGGACCAGAUGCCAUGUACCAUAGUUAAAAUUUGGUUUUUGCAAAUUGUGUAUAGUUGUUUUUGUCUUUUGAAGUAUUUGUACAUAUUUGGUCAUUGACAUGGCCACAGUGAAAUGUGUAAAUGAACACAAUAGAAAAGAACAAGUGUCACUAUUUAAAAAAAUUAUGCGUGUUCCAGAGAGCUGUGUAAUGGCCGUCUGCCUGCCAUCUCUGUAGAGGAAGCAGAUGGAGAGUCAGUCCCCUCCUGGCUGACGGAGCUCUGUUUGAAUUGUAAAUAUGCUUUUACUCAUGCAUUGAGAUGAGACAUGUUACUUAUCGUGAAUUGCAUGUUCUUAAAGAGAACAUCUCUUUAUGGCUCACUUUCUAGAUUUUGUAAUCUACUUGUUAGAAUUUUCUUUUACCUUUAUUGGAACAGCAGAAAGUCAACACUGAAACAUGUCUCACUGGUUUUCUAUUGUCAAAUAAUGUUAAUACACCAUGAUGUUUUAUAUUACUAUUCAGAAAAAAUGUCUUAUUUUUUAGUAACCUUGAUUCUAUUAAUGUUAUGUUGUUUUACCUCUUCCAUACACCAAGGAAUGUAUUUGGCUUUGAUUGCACACACUAAUUCACUGUAAUAAAUUUGAUUCAUGAAAAAACUUUUUUUUUUAAAUGAGAAGUCCCACAAGCAACUGACUAACGAAUCAUCUUCAUAGCUGAGUCCUUUUAAAAAAGACAGUUUUUGGAUUGAUCACAUUGUUUGACACAGUAUGUCUUGUGGACAAAAGUUAGUUAUAGUUAUUUAGUAUCUGUCAAUAUAGCUGUGUUAUGAAGUCAUGGAAAAGCUCAUGCAUGGAUUUAAAUAAACAUUAAUUCAGCUAAUCUUAGAGAUGUUCAUUUAA